UUCUUUUUGGAGAGCCAGCGGGAGGGGUCACUCUGUCCAGUUCUCUUUGUACUGUCAAAGAGUGGGUCUUUACAAAUAUGUAGUGCGCACAAACGACCACUAGGUGUCAGUGUUUCCUCAGUUUCAGGACCACAAACAAACCAACCUGGGGGACGGGGGAGAAGGAGGGUCCACUGAAGAGUUGUCUGACUGAACUUCUGGGUCUGCGUGAUUUUGUUUUUGUUUUUACGUUCUCCUUUUUUGGUCGUUAUUUGCUCCAAACACUGUCACUCAAAGCGCGUUCUCACAUUCGGCACGCGCUAGAUGAAGGCAGCGGUAACGUGCGCGUGCGGGCACGUCGGGAUGGACGCUGACAGUUAAGUGAAGCAGGGUGUCGACAGGUAACCAAACGCAAACGGGACGGCACCUUUGCCGCACUCCUCCUCCUCCUCUUUCUUCCUCUUUCCGCUGCUCCUCUCGGAGUGAAGGUCCGUCCGGAGUCGCCUCCAGCCGCUUCUGUCGCCGGACUCCACUUCGGCGCGAGACAUGUCGGAAAAAAUGGAGAUUUCCAACGAACUGUUCGAGAGCGUGAGGGAAGCGGUGGGUCGCAGGGUGAAACUGACCCUGAGGCGCAAUGUCCAGCUGGAGGUCAAAGGUGAAAAGGUGGAGAACAGAGUGCUGGCUUUGGCGUCACAUCGAGCCUAUUUACUCACAGCUAAAGUUCCUUCUAAGGUUGAACAGUCUUUCAGUUAUUUGGAAAUUUAUGGAGUUUGCAGCAACAAACCUAAUCAGCUGCUGUUGGAGCAUGAGCGCGGCCCGUGGAGCCUCCGGCUGGGCUCGGCAGACGAGGUGGACGAAGUGGUCGCUCACAUCGGCAGCUGUCUGCAGCAGAUCUGCCCCGCUGGCUCCCCCGUGAAGCUGAUGAAGAAGUUGAGCUUGAAUCCUCCAGAAAGGGCCGCCGCCCUGCAGGCUCUCUGGGCUGAGCAGAGCUCUUCUGACCUGGGGCCAUGCGGCGGCUUCUCUCAUCAGUACUGGUGUGUGUGUGAUUACUUGGGGUUGCCAUACAGAGAGGAGGUCCAGUGGGAUGUGGACACAAUUUAUCUGACCCAGGACACCAAAGAGCUCAAUCUUCAAGACUUUGCUCACCUGGAAAACAGGGAUUUGGUGGCAAUCAUUGCUGUUUUAGAGUACAACCAGUGGUUCACAAAACUCUCCACCAAAGAUUAUAAACUGUCGACUGACGUGUGCGAUCAGAUCUUGAGAGUGGUGGCUCGUUCCAGCCAGCUGGAGGAGCUCAUGCUGGACAACGCUGGACUCAGGAGUGACUUUGCACAGAAAUUGGCCUCCGCUCUCUCCCAAAACCCUUCAUCUACGCUUCACACACUCAACCUGAGCAACAACUCACUGGAGGAUAAAGGUGUUUCUGCUCUGAGCGCUCAGCUUGCCAAACUUCCAUUGGGUAUUAAACAUCUAAAUCUUUCCAGAACCUCUGUGUCCCCUAAAGGUGUAAACAGCCUCUGUCAGGCGCUCUGUGCUAACCCGGUUGUGGCCUCCACUCUCACACACCUUGACCUGUCUGGAAACUCUCUCCGAGGCGAUGACAUAACGAGUUUGCACAACUUCCUCGGUCACCCCAACUGUCUGCAGACUCUGGAUCUCUCCAACAGCGACUGUUCGCUGGAACUGAUGUGUUCGUCCCUUUAUAAAGGCUGUUUAAAGCAUCUGUCUGUCCUCAACCUGUCAAAAAGUGUGUUUUCCCACAGGAAGUGUAAAGAAAUCCCUCCCUCCUUCAAGCAGUUCUUCAGCUGCGCUCAAGCGCUGACAUCUGUCAGUUUGUCAGGAACCAAACUGCCUCACGAGGCUUUAAAGGCGUUGUUGUUAGGCCUCGGCUGCAACCCCAGCCUGAGUGACGUGUCUCUGGAUCUCAGCUGCUGCGAGCUGCGCUCUGGAGGCUCUCAAGUCCUGGAAGGCUGCAUCGCUGAAAUCCCAAAUAUUUCCAGUCUGGAUAUUUCUGAUAAUAGUUUGGAUAUGGAUCUGAUCACCCUGCUUGUGUGGCUGGCCAAAAACCGCUCAAUUCGUCACCUUUCCCUGGGCAAAAACUUCAACAAUAUCAAAUCCAAGAAUGUGGCUCAGGUCCUGAACAAUCUGGUUCUAAUGAUCCAAGAGGAAGAUUCACCCCUGACCUCCCUGUCCCUGGCUGAUUCCAAGCUGAAGGCCGACAUUUCCAUCGUCCUCAACGCUUUGGGCAGCAACACCUCUCUGACCAAACUGGACAUAAGUGGGAACUCAAUGGGAGACAUGGGGGCCAAAAUACUGUCCAAAGCUCUGCAAAUCAACAGUAAGCUAAGGACCUUAGUGUGGGACCGAAACAAUGUUAGUUCUCAGGGUCUGCAGGACGUAGCAGGAGCCUUGGAGAAAAACCACACCAUUCGAUUCAUGCCAGUUCCCAUCAUGGAUGCUGCUCAGGCUCUAAAGGCAAAUCCAGAGAAGACUGAGGAUGCCUUAUUGAAGAUGGAGCAGUACCUGCUGAGGAAUCACGAGACCCGUGAAUACCUCCAGGAGCAGGCGUACAGGUUGCAGCAGGGAAUAGUUACUACCACCACUCAACAGAUGAUGGACACCAUGUGUGUAAAAGUCCAAGAUCACCUGAACUCUCUGAGGUUCACCGAGACCAACUCUGUUCAGGAGGACAUGAAGGUGGCUUUGAACCUCAUGAAGGACGCCAGGAACUCCAAAACUCUUCUGCGCAACUUGUACCACUUAGGAGGAUCUAAAGGUACAUGUGUUGGAGCCAUUCAGGAGAAACUGGAGUCGAUGGCUGGAGAAAUGGCCCGAGUGAUGGACGAGCAGCUUCAGAUGAUGCUGGUGUCCAUGGUGGACUCUGCAGAAGGCCUGUGUCCUCAUGUGAUGAAGAGAAGCAGCCUUCGUCAGGAGCUGCUGAAGGCCGGCACCGGGAGGGUGACCAUCCCCCGCAGCUUCAUCACCACCACGCUGGUGGAGCAGUCGGGGGUCGACAUCAUAAAUAAGAUCAGUGAAGUCAAACUGGGCAUGGCGUCAUUUCUGUCUGACCGCAUCGUCGAUGAGAUCCUGGACUCUCUUUCCACCUCGCAGCAUACUCUGGCUGACCAUCUGAUUAGGAAGGACCAACCUCUGCUGCAUCAUGACCCUCAGACGGAGACGGAAGUCCUGGACGAGAGGGUUCUGCAUUCAGAAAACCACGAUCAGAAACACGGGGUGGAGGAUUUAGACUCCUGCAUGAUGACUCCCAAAUCCAAGAGGAAGAGUAUUCUGGUCAGAAUGCUCCGCCCCAUUUCUGUGGCAUUCGAGAUGGAGUUCGACCUGGACAAAGCUCUGGAGGAGGUUCCCAUCCACGUGGAGGACCCUCCUCCCCCUCCCACGCCUUCGCAGGCGUCCGACAGAAUGUCGGCCUACGGCGGAGAACUCCCCCCUCCUCCCACUUCACCCGACGCCGGCUUGAUCGAUCUGCCGCCCGUGGAGCUCAGGACGCUCGAGAACUGCACCAAGAACCGGCCGAAACCCAAGAGGAGGAUGAAACCGAGCAGACCGCAUCGGGAAAGUAUCGCUGCACUGGAGGCAGAGCAGAACGGCAUGAUGGGAAAACUGGAUGAAGGCCUGGAUGACUUUUUCUCCAAGAAAGUCAUCAGGCUGAGCGUGAGGAUGCCUUCCAUAAAAAGCUCUCCACCUCAGGAGAAUAUGGAUAAGAAACGGGAAUCCAGGAUGAGCGGAAUCUUUAACCUCAUCAAAUCUCGCAGCUCAAAGAGCAGCAGCGCCGCCACGUCCCCUCUUACCUCCUCCACCUCACCCAUUCCCUCUGUCACCCCAGUGGUGGAGGAGACCCUCGCAAGGUCCCCAACUCCACCUGGGAAGUCCCCCGCAGCCGCGGCCGAGCCUCAACCGGAGCUUCGCAAAAACCGGACGCAAUCCCCGAACCACAGAGACGGCGAGAAGGAGAGCGGACCGACCGCUGAUGUCAUCGAGGAAAAAAAGGAACCCCCCCACACUCACAGACAUGUCGGGGUUCCAGUGAUGGGGAAGGACCUGCUGGCUGAGAUGAAGGCCCGACAGGAGAAGAGGCAAGAGAAGCAUUCUGAAAAGAAGCUUGAGUCUGGAUCUGAACCAGAGAAGUCCAACAAAAUCAAAAUAGAAGUUCCAGACGCAGAACCAGAACCAGUUCCUAGAUCCAAACCUCUGAGCUCCAGCUCCAAAUCACCACAAACCUCCAAACCCCCGCUGGUAUCCCGCACAUCUGGACUCUUAAGCCCAGUUCACCCCAAACCGAGCAGCACUGCUGUUUUGGAAGACGCCGUGGAACAUCAAGCAGGCGUCUCGUCUCCGAAAGCACCACUUCCUGCCCCCCGCCUGAAGAGGACGCAGUCGGAGCAAGACAGAGAGGGCAGCGGGAGCCCCACUGGACCUCCAUCUCCACCCGAUGUUGAUUCUGCAGCUGAUGGAGACUCAGAGCAGAAAACUGCAGGUACUGAGUCCAGCGGCGGCAGACAGUGGUCCUCUCUGAAGAGUUCAUCCAGUCUUCCACCUCCCCCGGACGACGAACGCGAGCGCACAAAGUCCCUGCCUUCAUACCCUUUAAACACACACGUGAGAACUUUGUCUCAGGCGGACUCCGACUCCGCUGAUGCAGAGGUUUCCGCUUCGCCCGCCGACCUCAGUAAAUCAGAAGACGACUCAGGUGACGAGUCUCCUCAGAGCUGAACCCUGCUCGACUGCGCCCCCUGGAGCCGU
Messenger RNA from Oryzias melastigma (Indian medaka), 4740 nucleotides. RefSeq names its product F-actin-uncapping protein LRRC16A (gene carmil1). Gene Ontology annotation, biological process: regulation of Arp2/3 complex-mediated actin nucleation; cell migration. The record is from RefSeq and is a predicted model, not a curated record. Gene Ontology annotation, molecular function: protein binding. Lineage: Eukaryota; Metazoa; Chordata; Actinopteri; Beloniformes; Adrianichthyidae. Gene Ontology annotation, cellular component: lamellipodium; plasma membrane. The transcript has 38 exons. Bases 526 to 4710 code for a protein of 1394 amino acids.